Messenger RNA from Dipodomys spectabilis (banner-tailed kangaroo rat), 3721 nucleotides. It is a transcript of the gene Fto, whose product is annotated as FTO alpha-ketoglutarate dependent dioxygenase. Gene Ontology annotation, biological process: regulation of multicellular organism growth; DNA alkylation repair; RNA repair. The transcript has 9 exons. NCBI's taxonomy places the organism in Eukaryota, Metazoa, Chordata, Mammalia, Rodentia, Heteromyidae. The record is from RefSeq and is a predicted model, not a curated record. Bases 23 to 1531 code for a protein of 502 amino acids. Gene Ontology annotation, molecular function: ferrous iron binding; mRNA N6-methyladenosine dioxygenase activity; broad specificity oxidative DNA demethylase activity.
AGGCGGCUUCUGUGGUGGCAGCAUGAAGCGUACCCAGACGGCGGAGGAACGGGAGCGCGAAGCUAAGAAACUGAGGCUUCUUGAGGAGCUUGAAGACACUUGGCUUCCUUACCUGACCCCCAAAGAUGACGAAUUCUACCAGCAGUGGCAGCUGAAAUAUCCUAAACUGAUUCUCCGGGAAGCUGCCAGUGUGUUGGAAGAGCUCCACAAAGAGGUCCCUGAAGCCUUUUUCACACUGCACAAGCAUGGCUGCUUAUUUCGGGACCUGGUAAGGAUUCAAGGCAAAGAUCUGCUCACUCCGGUAUCCCGCAUCCUCAUUGGGAAUCCAGGCUACACCUACAAGUACCUCAACACCAGGCUCUUCACGGUGCCCUGGCCUGUAAAGGGCUCUAACAUAAACUAUACUGAAGCUGAGAUCGCAGCUGCAUGCCAGACCUUCCUUAAGCUCAAUGACUAUCUGCAGGUAGAGACCAUCCAGGCUUUGGAAGAACUUGCUGUCAAAGAGAAGGCUAAUGAAGAUGACGUGCCAAUAUGCAUGGCAGAGUUUCCCAGAGCUGGUGUGGGGUCAUCCUAUGAUGAUGUAGUGGAUAUUAAGAGCAGAGCGGCAUACAAUGUGACUUUGCUGAAUUUCAUGGAUCCUCAGAAAAUGCCAUACCUGAAAGAAGAGCCUUAUUUUGGCAUGGGAAAAAUGGCAGUGAGCUGGCAUCAUGAUGAAAACCUGGUGGACAGGUCAGCAGUGGCAGUGUACAGUUAUAGCUGUGAAGAUUCUGAAGAAGAAAGUGAGGAUGAGUCUAAUCUUGAAGGCAGAGAUCCUGAUACUUGGCACGUUGGUUUUAAGAUUUCAUGGGACAUAGAGACACCUGGUUUGGCAAUACCCCUUCACCAAGGAGACUGCUAUUUUAUGCUUGAUGAUCUUAAUGCCACCCACCAACACUGUGUUUUGGCUGGUUCCCAACCUCGAUUUAGUUCCACCCACCGAGUGGCAGAGUGUUCUACAGGAACCUUGGAUUAUAUUUUGCAGCGCUGUCAGUUGGCUCUGCAGAAUGUCUGUGAUGAUGUGGACAAUGGAGAUGUCUCUCUGAAAUCCUUUGAGCCUGCAGUUUUGAAACAAGGAGAAGAGAUUCACAAUGAGGUCGAGUUUGAGUGGCUGAGACAGUUUUGGUUUCAGGGCAAUCGAUACAGAAAGUGCACUGAUUGGUGGUGUGAACCCAUGGAGCAGCUGGAGGGGCUGUGGAAGAAGAUGGAAGGUGUGACAAAUGCUGUGGUUCAUGAAGUGAAAAGAGAGGGGCUCCCCGUGGAACAAAGGAAUGAAAUCCUGACUGCCAUCCUGGCCUCACUCACCACACGCCAGAACCUGAGGAGGGAAUGGCAUGCCAGGUGCCAGGCCCGAAUCGCCCGGAAUUUGCCAGUGGAUCAGAGACCAGACUGCCGACCAUAUUGGGAGAAGGAUGACCCUGCCAUGCCUCUGCCCUUUGACCUCUCUGACAUCAUUUCAGAGUUCAGAGGUCAGCUUCUGGAAGCAAAACACUAGAAGGAGCAUGAGUCUUAGGUGAAGGAACAGAAGUUAUCUUUGAACUUUCUUCUCCAGUCUUGGUCAAGCACAUUGAGGCUUCUCCUGGCCCUUAGGUUGUAGAACCAAGUCCCAGGUCAAAACAGCUAGGAAACAAAACCGGUGAAUGUCAAAAUGUUGAAAAAUGACACAGUAUCAUAGUCCUAUUUAGCACUGAAUAGGAACUUCUAGAAAAUUCUUGCCCCUUGGGAUUUGUGUAUGUGGGGGGGUGGGCUUUUACCCUCCAGGGGUAGCAACAUGAAUACCCCCAGCCUGGGACACAGGGUGACCUCCUUUCCUCCUUAGCCAGCUGCCCUGGAGUCUUGAAGUGGUCCCAGUUACCCAGGGCAAGACAGGGUUUUGACACAUCCAUCCCAAUUUCUUUAGAGGCUGUACCAUCCAACAGGGUAGCCACCAGCUAGCCGUGGCUACUCGGAAUUAAAACUGCUGUUAAUUAUAACUGACAGUCCUUUCCUCCAUUGUCCCAGUCACAUUUCAAGUGCUUAACAGAGACUUGUGGCUGGUGACUACUGCUUUGGACAGCACAGACAUGAAAUGUUUUCAUCAUUGAACAAAGCCCCCUAGGACAAGAUGUCUGUAAAAAGUUUGAGAACAGGCAUUCCCUUUUCCAGUCCUCUCUUGCCACUGUUCUCAUGGAGGUGGGGGUGAGAAAUGAAAGGAGCAGUGACUGAAGAAUAGCCUCUUCUCUUCUCUGAAACAAGGCUCAGUAGGGCUGACCUGAGAGCUCUGUGCUCCACACACAGGAACGGGGAGGCGUUAACAAAGAAAACAAGGCCAAACUCCUGUCUUUGCAGAGUUCCCCUGAUCUGAUGACAGAGACCUAGUGCUAUUUACGUUGCUUUGUGGAUUUAACCGGCGGAGUACCUUUUGGUUUUCCCAGACAACCCCCAUUUUGUCGGUAAUGACAGGGCAUCAAGGAGAUGGUGCAGAGUAGGGGUUGAGCCUGGGUUGUAGUUCCAGAGCGGCAGGACUAAGACUCCACUAGUUUUACAAUCUUCCAUACUUGCUUGUGCCUCGGUUUCCUCAUCUGUAGAAUAGAGAUGCUAAGGACACCAGCUCCCAAGAUGACCUAAGUGAUCUAGCUACAGACUUUGAACAAUGUCUGGUAUGAUUUCUAGCCAUGAUUAUCUGGCUCCCUACCCCAUGAACAUGAGUGUUGUUGUGUAUCACUAAGCUGACUUUGGAUGCUCUUCUCCCUCUUCCCAGGCUUGUGCCAGUGGUAUCUCAUGGUACACUGACCUUUUGCUUUUUUGGCUUGACUCCUGUCCUUUAUUGUCCUCAGAAAUUGUGACAGCAGUGAGCCCCUCUUUUCAGCCCGUAGACUUCUCUAGUAGUUGUUUGCAGUAGUUUAGAGGCUGAGGACAAAUGCUUUCCUGCUCUCAGGACUCACUGGCUCAAAGCACUCCUCCCUGCCCACAGAGUCAGCUGUGGACAAGCCCCAUUUCACCAGGUAGCCAGGGUUUCAUCAUGGGGAGACUCGGGGCUCUCAGACCUUGGAUUAAAUUCCUGACGACUCUGGACCUCAACUUCCUCAUCAGUAAAAGAAAAGUGAUGUGGACCUCACAGGGAUUUUGCAGAGAGUAGAUGCAAUGACAUAGGCACACAGGUGCCACACACUGAGUCACUACACACAUACACACACACAGGCAUACACGCAUGCACACACACACAGGCAUACAUAGGUACACACAGAGUCCCUGGCCCUCCAACUCAGUGUUUUAUUGAGCACUAUGGUGUUUCUUCCUUAUUAUAUUCCAUUAGAUGCCAAUAUUUAAAAAUUGGGAGAUUUCACAUAAAAAUGAAAAUGUCUGUAUUUUCUUUAAAUCUCAGAACACCUAGCAGUCCUAGGUUCCACCCUAGCAUGGCAGCAGCUCCAAAGCAGCCAGGACCUUCUGGGGUUUGCUGAGACUCUGUUGCUCCCUGUGAUCAUUUAUUGUAACCCUGGCCUGCUCCCUUCCCCCCCCCCCCCGACUUUGUAUCAGCGCUCCCUGAGCCUGCUUGCUUGUGCCUCUGUAGUAGGAAUCAGUAAUGUUUAGUGCUCACCCCAAUAUAUGCAUAUUCUUAUGAGUUGUAUUCACGAGCUGCUUGUAUUAAUAUGUUAUGUGCAUUGUUACGCAUUCUAAGACAAUAAAGAUAGAAAAAGAUCAGCUC